Messenger RNA from Mustela erminea (ermine), 4567 nucleotides. It is a transcript of the gene FAM53C, whose product is annotated as family with sequence similarity 53 member C. The transcript is spliced from 5 exons. Gene Ontology annotation, cellular component: nucleus. Gene Ontology annotation, biological process: protein import into nucleus. The record is from RefSeq and is a predicted model, not a curated record. NCBI's taxonomy places the organism in Eukaryota, Metazoa, Chordata, Mammalia, Carnivora, Mustelidae. Bases 552 to 1733 code for a protein of 393 amino acids.
UACUUGGGCCAAUGUCGGAACCGAGGGCGAGGGGAAUGGCUUUGUUUACCUUCGACCGACACGGUCUCCCCCGCGGGUUUGGAGAUGUGCCGCCAACUGGGCCCGUCCACCUUCUGCAAUAUUUUGGAGGGGGUGACUCGAUAGUGAGGAAACCACGUUCAUCCCUAAAUCAAAGAUCUUGGCUCAUUCCCGGCAUCACUUUCUAAAAAAGACUUUGAGAGAGAAAUGACGCGGGUUCGAGCCGCCGCGGACGGUUCAGGGCGAUUCUGCGAUCCAGAGCGAUCCCCCACUCUCCUUAGGGGCCCGUUGGUUCGUGCCGGCGCCUUUUAAGGGCACCGUGGGGCGAACGGAGCGCUCAGAGCUGCUCUGGCCGCGGCCCUGGGAGCUGGAGGAGCCGCGACUCAGCAGGCAUGACUGGAGAGGGAAGUCCCAAUGGUGCUAGAAUGGUGCUGCAGUGGCAGAAGACGGCUCACGAGUGAGGUCUGGAAGAACGACAGGGAAGACAUCCAUCAUUUGCUCCAAAGUGUGCAAGUCAAAUCCUGGGGAGAAUCAUGAUAACCCUGAUCACUGAGCAGCUACAGAAGCAGACUCUGGAUGAGCUGAAAUGCACACGCUUCAGCAUCAGUCUGCCUCUGCCUGAUCAUGCAGACAUCUCCAACUGUGGGAACCCUUUCCAGCUUGUGUCUGAAGGUGCUUCCUGGAGGGGCCUGCCCCACUGUUCCUGUGCCGAGUUCCAGGACAGCCUCAACCUCAGCUACCACCCCUCAGGCUUGAGCCUGCACCUCAGACCACCCAGCCCGGGAAGCUCCCCACAGGAGCAGCCCCUCUCCCAAGUCCUAAGCCCUGAGCCCCCAGACCCAGAGAAGCUUCCUGUGCCCCCUGCCCCUCCAUCCAAGAGGCACUGCCGCUCACUCUCAGUGCCCGUGGACCUGUCUCGCUGGCAGCCGGUGUGGCGGCCUGCCCCCUCCAAGCUGUGGACUCCCAUCAAGCACCGGGGCAGUGGUGGAGGGGGUGGGCCGCAGGUGCCUCACCAGAGCCCCCCAAAGCGGGUCUCCAGCCUCAGGUUCCUCCAAGCUCCCAGUGCCUCUUCUCAAUGUGCCCCAGCCCACAGACCCUACAGUCCUCCUUUCUUCAGCCUGGCCCUGGCCCAAGAUUCCUCUCGACCCUGUGCCACCUCCCCGCAAAGUGGCUCCUGGGAGAGUGAUGCUGAGUCCCUGUCACCUUGCCCGCCCCAGCGCCGCUUCUCUUUGUCACCCAGCCUGGGCCCACAGGCAAACCGCUUCUUGCCCUCUGCCCGGAGCUCCCCUGCAUCCUCCCCAGAGCUGCCCUGGCGACCUCGAGGCCUCCGCAAUCUUCCCCGAAGCCGCUCACAACCCUGUGAUCUGGAUGCCCGCAAAGCUGGAGUCAAGCGGCGCCACGAGGAAGACCCCCGGCGGCUGCGGCCUUCUUUGGACUUUGACAAGAUGAAUCAGAAACCAUACUCAGGAGGUCUCUGUCUCCAAGAAGCAGCCCGGGAAGGCAGCAGCAUCUCUCCACCGUGGUUCAUGGCCUGUAGCCCCCCACCCCUCUCUGCUUCCUGCAGCCCCAUUGGGGGUUCCUCCCAGGUGCUGAGUGAAAGCGAAGAGGAGGAGGAGGAGGGGGCCGUGCGGUGGGGGCGGCAGGCACUGAGCAAGCGGACACUGUGCCAGCAGGACUUUGGGGACCUGGACUUGAAUCUAAUUGAGGAGAACUAAAACUGAGAGGCUACUUCCUGGGGCCACACAGACUGACUCUCUAUGGCUACUAACAAGUGUCGAGGCCCCAAGGCCAGGGGCCCAGCCUGGGAAUGGGGGUGAGUGGAGGGCUCCGACUCAGGGCAGCCGGAAAUCUUCUCGCUCCAGGAAGCUCGACCAUGCCAAGAGACUGGCCGGGACAAGAUAAACGGAGCUGGUGGCGGGAGGGACAGCCCCAGAGCAGACCCUUCCCAUGGCGGCCCUGAGUGUGAGUAUCCCUGCCACUGAGAAAGCAAUGGGCAGGGAAGGAAGGGGUCUGUUGACCCCAGCUCGGGGAAUUUCACUAGCCCCUUUGCUUCAAAAGGGCACUUGUGUCUUAGAAUUUGGCCAGGGUGGGGGGUUCAUUCAGCCUCCUUGGAGAAAAUGUGUGAGAGUGUGUGUGUGCGCGUGGGAAUGUACUUGGGGAAAGGUGUGUUUGUGUAGCCUUAGGGAAGGAAGGCAGUUGCUCCUUAAUGGCAGAGCGUCAUGAUACCCCCAGGAUCUUGAAUUUUCACAGGAUAGCAGGCUUAUUCAAGGAGUCAAGAGGAGGGCACCAAGUUUUUCUUUUUUCUGAGUAGCUCUGGAACCAGGCUUGUAAUCCAUAAGCACCACUGGCUCUGCAGAGGAUUCUCUUUGGGGUAUGGCAGGGUCUUUUAAGUGCUGUGACCCUAGCUAAUGGUCUUUUUCUUAGGCCCAUUCCCUCCCCUAGGUAGAUCUAAUAUUAGGACUGGAGAGGGCUCUUUACAUUGAUUCUGAGCUGGUCUUUUUUUCUUAUCAGAUUGCCUAGGCUGUAUACAACCUGCCUUUGUGUCUAAGUAGAUGUAAGUGCAUGUGGGCAACUGAGGCAGAGUUGGGGGGGGGUCCAUCUUCUUCUUUCCCUGUCUACUGAUGGGACUCCCCCCCCCUCACUCUCUGAGCUUUGAGGGUUGAGAACAUGGAGGGAAGGCUCUGUAUUGGUCCCCAUCAUCUGAGGCCCAAGGGCCUAUCUGCAGCAGAAGUGGCAUUCAGUGCCCACUAACCAUGGGUAACCCCAUCCCAGUACUGCCCUUUGGAAGCAGACUGUAGAGAAACUUGUUAGAAGAUCCAGGCCUAACCUCUUUUCUGACCUGCUUGAGAAAGCGGAAGGGGAUGUCAGCAUUUACCAGUUUGCUUGUCUUCCAUUCCUGCCAGGAAAUGUUGAUUUGCCUCUAAUUGGACCUGAGAGACCUCAGGGAGGUUGGGGCUCACUGAGGGGUUGGCUGAGGAUGUGUAAAGCAAAGGCUAUGAGAAGCAGCUGGGAGUUUGUUGUUGUUGGAUUGAAUUCCCCCCCCCCUUUUUUUUUUUUUGUUUCUCACCCAUAACUUGAGCCAGGACAGCAGGUCCCAGUGGCUGCGGUAAUGGGUGUAAUAGCUGCCGGACUCUUCGUAGGCCUGGCACCAGUGGAGGUAGAUACUGAAACUGCUGCCAAAUAACUUGUGAGGCUUUAUCCAGUUCUGGUUGACCCUGCACAACUGAAUUGGACCUGCCCUUCAGGUUUUUUGGAGGAAGGGGAUUCUCUUCAAUUUCCAGGGUGUCUUAGGAUCCAAUUCCUCAUGUUAGGGAAGAAGACCAAAGCCCAUAUGUUUUCUUCCUCAUGGAAUUGAGCCUGUCAUUUUCUUGGUUUCCCACAUAUUGGAUAGGAGUGUCACUGAGGCUGCAGUUUCCUCACCUCCACUCCUGAGGAGGUGGCCAUUUGUUCUUGAGCCUCUGGCUCUAGAGGUUCUACCCUUCCAGGGCCCUUCUCCUGCUAGUUACCAGGUAUUACCAGUGAGCUACCAGGUCUGUGGGGGGCCUGAAAGAGGCUCUCUGGAGAAUCCAGGGAAACUGGGAGCCCAGGAGUUGCCCAUCCUUGGUUUCAUCCCUCCCUUGGCUCCUCUCCUUUUUUAGGCCAUAAUUUCCCUGGUGCCAGCUUCUUUUUCUCCUGGGGCCAGCUUCUUUGUCUUUUGGGGCAUCCUUAUCCCUGGGCUCUCUGCUGCAUAUUGGCUGUGCUAGUUUCCAGUAGGCCACUGGCAAGGCCAGUGGGGUCUCUGCAAGCCCUAAGCUGAAGAAAUGAGGGCAGUUUCUGCCUCUAUUCUGGCUUCCCCAAAGCCCUAGGGGUGCAGUCCUUAGAGGAGAGGGUCUACAGAUACCAUAUUUGAAUUCUAUUACUUUAAUAUCUGGAAAGUUAAACUAGUUGAAACUGUCAUCUUGCUUCCCAGUCUAAGCACCCAUGACCCUGGUACAAGCCUUUUCAAGAAAUGGUUCAUUUUGCUUUACACAGUAGAUCUGUUCCAACAGUUCUGUGUAAGCCAGAUGCUAUUUUGCGAUGCAUUUGGACUGCUGACCAUUUAAAAGCAGCCUGUGUGAUUGCUUCUUUUGUAAAGCAAGCAACCUCCCUCUACUUUAGCUGUUUUGACUAUUCAAUUUUCACAUAUUGGGCUUACCCAGAGUGGAGCACACCUUUACAGGGCUGUGGUUGACGCUGGGUAGACAUCUGCAUCUGUGUUGUGUGUGUGGUGUGGCUGACCAGUAGGUGAGUAUUCCUGCGUGCGUGAGUGAAGCCACUCCCAGGCUGGUGCUCUCCUCCUGUGCCCGGUGACUGCCCAGUGGCAGCUCCAGCUGCCCUUCACUCCCACCUGCUGCCAAAGUCCCUGUGCUAAUGGGAUUACAAAUACAAAAAGUGGAAAAAAAUUUUUCGUAAACUUUGUUUUAUAUUAAAAAAAUCCAUUAAGUCUGUGUGUGUUAAACAUGAGGUCCUGCCUCUGUGGCUGUGUUUGAAAAAAUAAAGUUUUAUUAGAAUAAUUCAUUUUCCCAAGCAA